Molecule: messenger RNA, 3240 nt
Organism: Hyalella azteca
Lineage: Eukaryota; Metazoa; Arthropoda; Malacostraca; Amphipoda; Hyalellidae
Product: receptor-type tyrosine-protein phosphatase H
Exons: 15
Coding region: 226-2649 (807 amino acids)
Biological process (GO): protein dephosphorylation
Molecular function (GO): protein tyrosine phosphatase activity; protein binding
Source: RefSeq, a predicted model, not a curated record
UGGUGGCGAGGAGUGUUGGUAGUGCAAUCUUUUAUGUGAUGAUAUUCUUUUCACACUAAGAUAUCUAAGGAUACAUAUUAAUUCUCGACUUUUCGAGAGCUCUUAAGUUAGAAAUGCAAUGGCUCACAAGACAUACAUUAACUUUUGAUGUCCCGAAAAUGCAGAUAAAAGUGAUAUUAGAAGAUAUUGAUAACUUUAAGUGACUCAAGAGAAAAUCCAGUAAUAAUGUUUGAUAAACUUGCCUUUACAUUAAUUGUAUUGUCGCUUACAUCGAACAUCUACGCUGAGGUCAGCAAAUUGGAAUCAUUACGUCGCUGCGAUGAUAAAUUCCCGUCAGCCAGCACCUCGUGUGAUGAUCAACAUCGACCAGUGCCCACCCAAAGCGCCUUGUUCCUCCGGCGGGAGCGCGCCGUCCUCCCCUGGGGCGCCGUCUGGUGCGGCUACAGCCUCCGGCCCUGGACGCCUGGAGCCUCCGCUGUGGCGCUGGACAGCCUCAAGCUGCUGGAGUGCAAACUUUCCCUCCUGCCAGCGUGUGUGAAGUACAGCGUUGAAGUGGCGUUCUUCAUGGGAGAUGGGAGACUACAGAACAAUUAUUCAAAGCCAAGAACUGGAAAUGUCACUUCCUUAUCGGGAGUCGAGAAGCUACGUGCGGUGUCCGUGGAGUUUAGCGCUGUGUCGGUGCAGUGGCUGCCGCCAGAGCUGCCGUGUGAACGUGUCGAAUACAACAUCUCCUACGCUGCCCAUCCUUUCAACUCAACCAUUGACGCAGUAAAAACAUCCAUUACAACAACACAAUUGAAUUACAACAUCAGCACAUCACCCAGAACUACUUACACAAUAUGCGUCAUUGCUGUUUCUGAUGAUUACGCCAGUCAAGAGAACUGCAUCGAGCAAACCACACCUGAAAUCGCUCUGAAGGCUCCCGAGAAUCUGACCCUGGUGUCAGCUAUGGCCACCUCGCUGACAGUCAGCUGGAUGCCUCCAUCUAAGCAAGCUCAUUACGUCAGCAAAUACGAAGUUUCCAGCUUUGUCUGCAGCGCAAGUCAUAACGCGACCAAUAACUCCGUGAAAAUAUCAGACACUAACGCCAGCAACGACGCUAUAAUAAGCAGCAGCGCGAAUAAUGAGUCACAAAUUUCCCCUACUAAUCACGCCAGCAAUAACGCUGAAACCAACAACACUGAAAGCAUCAACACCAGAAAAAAUGUCAGCUUCAGAGAAAGUUCGGAGGAACAGUUCGUCAUCGUCUACAAAACAAAAUCAAAUUUCACGUCUGAGGCGCUGAGCGUUAAUUUGACGGGGCUUUCGCCAGGGACAAAAUACUGCAUCACCGUACGGGGUGUUACGUCUUCUUCAAAAAAAGGCGCGGAAGCCGUUAAAGUUUUCCAAACCGACGAAGAAAACAUUUUAAGUGAAGACAAUCAUAUUAUUGCGAUUAUUUGCGGCUGUGGCGCGGUGGCUCUCAUCGUUAUCAUCGCUAUCUUUGUGAAGAAAAAAAGACGUCCAAAAAAACCGGAGCAGCGCGAGGAGAUGUACUUUCAACAACUCAUGACGAAAUGCGGGCCGCAGAAAUUAGGAAAAAUAAUGGAGAAAGAGCUUCUCAGGAAUGAAUUUGCAGAACUCCAGAAAAACUCGCCAAGAAAAUCUACGGAGGUUGCCUGCAGCCCUGAAAACAAGGCCAAAAACAGACGCGGCUUAAGUAAACCUUUCGACGAAACCCGAGUUACGUUAACGGAUGGCGUGGCGCUGCACGACUCCGACUACAUCAACGCCAGCUUCAUUCCUAACAUCAGGUCUCCGAACCUGACGUUCAUCGCGGCACAGAGCCCCACUGAGAGAACCACCGUCGCCUUCUGGCAGAUGAUCUGGCAGCAGAGCGUCAACCAGAUAAUCAUGAUCACUGAAUGUUAUGACGGACAUAAGGAAUUAUGUGCUCCCUACUUUCCUACUUCAUAUAAUCCCGAAAUGCGAUAUCCCCCCUUCACUAUACGACUUGUUCAAGAGGAACAACGAGUGGAGCAAGUGUGGGUGGAGAGAAGCUUGGCCAUCACAUACGAAUCAUCCACAAGACUGCUGAAGCAUUUCCAGUUCAUCAACUGGCCCCCGAACCGCAGACAGGUUUUGGGGCGUCCUGGAGAAAUGCUUGUGCUGCAAUACGAGGGACAGACUCUCCUGCAGCCCAACGGACAGUUCAUGCCAGCCAGUGGACAUAUUAUAUCGCAGUCUGAAGGACAAUGUACGUCGUCUGUUGGACGGAAGAGUCAGGUUUUCAACGAUCAACAGCUGCCGUCUGUUGAGGAAUUCUGUUGCUUUUUGCACGCUGUGAGAAAAGAUGUCAACACAGAUCGCAACACCACAGUUGUACACUGCGACACGGGCGCGGGUCGCACAGGCGUGUUCCUGGCCCUGUGGAGCGUCCAGUUGACGGCCGAACAUUACGCGUCGGAGAUCAACCUGGUCAAAAUAUUGAGGGAAAUUAGGGAGUGUCGGGCAGACAUGGUCCAGGACGAGGACCAGUUCAUCUUCUGGCACAAGUGCUGUCGCUUUUACCUCACGAGCGAUGGCGGUGACGAACUUAACUCCACAACACCAGCUUCACGAUGUUCCUAUGGAGCAGACACCGGAUACCAAAUGCAGCAGUUGUUAUGAUCUGAGAUGACGCGAUCAAGUUUUUUUCUUGAGGAACGAAAUAAUUAAUUUAUGGACAUCUCCAGCGUUUCAGUGUCGAUGAAAUAGGAACGUCCAUUUCCACAACAAUUUCUAGUUUGUUUAGUUUCUUCUGUAAUUUACUCGUUUCAAGCACAUGGAGCAUAUAUUGAUUUUCAUUAUUGGCGUUGGAUUUUCGCACUAAUGAUCAUGUUCUAAGCAUAGUAAUUUCUGAAGUGACCGACAAUUAACAGUGACCGGUAAUCGUGAUUAUGAUAUUUCAUAUUCUAAAUUAAUCUAUUAAAUAUAUGUAUUUCAAUGACUUUAGUGACCGGCAACUAUCUUCAACCAUUCUCUUUACUCCAAAGCAAUGAACAAUUUUCGAUUGUACAAUGUCCUUCAUUCAUUGCACAAUGCCAACUACUCCACUCGAUCACUAAAUUGUAAAUUCAGUGCAAAAUUUAGUGUAGCGAAAUAUAAAAAGAACAUCUUGGAAUGCGACACUCAAAUCAGAAUAAAUAUUCGAUAGAUGUAACAUAAACAACUGUAGAUGUGUUCAUAUGGUAUCAAUUUAUUUUAUUAUAUUUUCAGGUA